AGCUGUGUUGAUUUUUGUCAUGUGAAAAAUGCUUUCUUUGGUGUAGAAGUAAUGUAAUAUGUGAAGCGAUAUUUUGGCCUCUGGUGGGAGAUGCCAACUCUGAUUCUUUAAGGCAUAUACUAAUCUUUAUCUGAAUAAUCAUGAUCACGGCACUCUAACUGGAGGGUCAUCAGUUGGCAUCCCAGGCAAACAGACAAUCCCUUAAGAAUGCUUUUUCUGUCCCUAGAAUCGGUAACUUCUGACCAGAGCUAUGAGAAUGCUUCUGUACUGGAAUAUGAGUCUGACCCAUUUUCUGGCCUGCAGACGAGGAAACUCAUGCAAGAAGGAGUAAAAAUGGAGCCAGCAUCAGUUAUGUUUCUGGAUGAACAGGAGGGGAGAGCCUUUGGCAAAAAACACUUCAUCAUCUUCUGUGUUGUGCUGUUCUGCUGCCUGGUGAUGGUGAUAGUAGCCCUUGUGAUGGCAAGCCUGAGAUGCUUUUACAAAUGUCCAUCUGGUUGGUUGGAAGCCAAAAGGAGUUGCUACCGCAACUUCACAAAACCAAACAAGUGGAAUGAAGGAAGACAUAUGUGCCGAAGCCUUGGAGCUGAUCUGAUAGUUAUUGAAGAAGAAAAGGAGCAGGACUUUCUCAAUUACAAAAUGCAUGCUGAACAAAAUAGCUUCUGGAUUGGCUUGUACAAUGUUGGUGGAAAACCAUGGAAGUGGGUGGAUGGGACAGAUGUAUCAUACCAAAAACUGAAAGCAGAAGACCUAACUGAGGUUAUAGAUAGCCAUUGUGCUACUUCAAGCAAAGACGGACCUAUAGGUGAUGAAUGGAACAGCAUUGAUUGCACAAAGAUGCAUCCAUACAUUUGUGAAAAAGACAUGCAUAUUUCCUGUGAUCUGAAGUUCCCACUUUCAUACUAUUGAAAUUAUUUUCCUUGGGUAGGUGUGGAUGUGUAAAAAUAAA
This is a messenger RNA of Sceloporus undulatus (fence lizard), 946 nucleotides long. RefSeq names its product snaclec coagulation factor X-activating enzyme light chain 1-like. The transcript is spliced from 5 exons. The record is from RefSeq and is a predicted model, not a curated record. Bases 208 to 906 code for a protein of 232 amino acids. NCBI's taxonomy places the organism in Eukaryota, Metazoa, Chordata, Lepidosauria, Squamata, Phrynosomatidae.